AUGGCUACUAGUACGGCGUUGAAACGACCCGCUGAGGUCGACAUUGGCAUUUUGUCCAAGAAGCCUCGAUUCUGUGGAUUUCAGCCUGAUUCAGAGAACAACUCUGUAUACUCACCCGGAAAGUCAACCCCUGGGUCACCAGAUGAUACCCAUUCCGACGGCACCGACAUUACCCAUCCUUCACCCAAAGGAGAGGCUCGGCGACUCAAUGCAUACGUCUGCCCAUUCGACGGCUGUGGAAAGACCUACAAUAGGCCUUGCCGGCUAGAAGAUCACAUUCGAUCACAUACGCAAGAGAGACCGUACGUGUGUACGUACGAGGGCUGUGACAAGUCGUUCCUCCGCGACACUCACCUCAACCGACAUAUCAAGUCCGCACACACCAACGAGCGCAAAUACGCCUGCGAGCAUGAAGGUUGCGGUAAAAGCUUCCUCACUAAUCAGCGUCUCAAAGCCCACCAGCAAGUGCACUCCAACGCCGAGCGAUUUCGCUGCACCGACUUCCCACCCUGCAACCAGACCUUCCGCAAACACAAGACCCUUCAAGCGCAUAUCGUCUCGGCGCACUUUCACAAGAAGCCUUUCCAAUGUGCUUAUGUUGACGAGACUACCGGCCGUGCUUGCACUCAUGCCUACGAAACGCGCCAGAAACUUGAGAACCAUACGAACCGCGUGCACGGCGGGGAGCGCUUUUUUUGCACAAUCUGUGGGAACGAUGAGCCCGAAGAAAUUAUGUACAUGGACGACGGCUUGUCGAUCUGUACGUCUGCCAUGACAUCUGGCGCAGGUUUCAAGACCUACAACGCUCUUCAGACACACAUCAAGGAAGUCCAUCCGCCAACCUGCGACCCAUGCGGGCUGGCCUUCGGCACACACCGCGAGCUGCGGCGACAUAUCGAGCUAUCACACCCUUCCACUCUCCCUCUAUCGCAGCAGAAUCGCUCAAAUGUCUGCGCCGAGUGUGGGAAGUCAUUCACAAAGCCCGGGAACCUCAAAGUGCAUAUCCAGGUCGUACAUCGCAAAGACCGCCGCUUCGCCUGCCUCACUUUUGACUUCGUUGACUCAAAACACGCGGAACUCGUAGCCUGGACUAAAGAGAAUGCGUGUGAUGCUGCGUUCACGACCAAACAACAACUCGAAACACACGUGCGCACCGAACACCUGGGGAUGGAGAGCGCAUGGCACGCAAAGCGGCGCGCGAAGUUGAAAAGCUCGAACGUUGAAGUACGCAAAGCCGCGGGCACAUAUCACGGCUCAAGCACGAAAAGAUUACCGCUCAUGACGGAGCUGACGGGCGUGGGCUACGAAGACUAUCGGCCGAUCGCAUGUCUGCGGAGUGGUUGCGAUACACGCUUCUACCGGGACUACGACCUACAAGUCCAUUGCUCAACGGCACAUGGCAUGGCCGAUAUCGAGAUUGCGGAAGCUGUGCGUGAGAGGGAGGCACUCAGCGGCGGCCAGUUCUGGCUCGGAGGCGUGGAUCCGAAUGAGGCGGACGAAGACGACAGAUUAUGGAAUGCUGGUGGAGGCUUUGCCGACUUCGAUGCUGAUGGCACGAUACCCCAGGGACCACCACUCGCAAAUAGCGACGGCGAGGACUACAAUAUGGCGGACGCAGUGAUGCAGUUCCUGCACAGCAGCGACCCUUGA
Pseudovirgaria hyperparasitica is the source of this 1650-nucleotide messenger RNA. RefSeq lists its product as uncharacterized. Bases 1 to 1650 code for a protein of 549 amino acids. Gene Ontology annotation, cellular component: transcription regulator complex; PcG protein complex. Gene Ontology annotation, biological process: regulation of transcription by RNA polymerase II. The record is from RefSeq and is a predicted model, not a curated record. Lineage: Eukaryota; Fungi; Ascomycota; Dothideomycetes; Acrospermales; Acrospermaceae. Gene Ontology annotation, molecular function: DNA-binding transcription factor activity, RNA polymerase II-specific; RNA polymerase II cis-regulatory region sequence-specific DNA binding. The transcript has 2 exons.